This is a messenger RNA of Contarinia nasturtii (swede midge), 1234 nucleotides long. RefSeq names its product transmembrane protein 18 (gene Tmem18). The record is from RefSeq and is a predicted model, not a curated record. Gene Ontology annotation, cellular component: nuclear membrane. The transcript has 4 exons. The coding region runs from base 563 to 991 and encodes 142 amino acids. Lineage: Eukaryota; Metazoa; Arthropoda; Insecta; Diptera; Cecidomyiidae.
CCGACUCAUUCACAUUCAAUAUCUAAAAAUAUAAGCUGAUAUAAAAUUAUAAGAAGAAAAUAUAGACAAGAAACGAAAACCGAACGUAGUAGUAUUUAUUUGAACUGAACCAUUUCGAUUGCAAUUUGCCAGACAUUGAUUAGUAAACAAAGGAUUUUUGUAUUAGAUUUGUAUUUUCACGAUUCCGACAGACAGACCAAGUUUAUGGUGUACAAGAUAAACGGCAUUUAAUUUUUUGACAUGAUAACAACAGUCAUAUCAUAGCAUAAGUAUUAAUUGUGUUUUGUAAACACAAACGAAAGACAGACAGACAAUCAAGAGUUGAGCAACCGAAUCGUCAUCAUUCUACAAUUAUUCAAUGUAAAAGAAAUUCUAUAUCUCAUUUCCAUCUUGUUUUUGGCACUUUUUUUCUUUUGUUGUUCUUGUAAUCAAAACGAAUCAAAUUAUCGUAUUUUAUUUUGAUAAAAAUAAAAAUCAUUCGUUUCGCCGUCAUAUUUAAGUGUGAAUAAUCAAUUAGUCAAAUUCAACCGGAUUGGCAUGUUCUGAGUUGUAGCAUACGAAUAUGGAUCGAGAACAAUUUAUAAAUGGUGAUGAAAUCGUUGAUUAUUGGGGUUAUUUGAAAAGUAUUGAUUGGUAUGAUCCCUGGUUGAUUGCCUUGAUACUUGUUCACAUUGGAACAACAACAGCUGCCGUAUGCACACGGAAUCAUUCACUAUUUCAAAUGGUUUUAUUUUUAGUUUUAUUAUUACUAGUCUACUUUUCGGAAACAAUCAAUGAAUUGGCCGCACGGAAUUGGCGAACAUUUUCACGUCAACAGUAUUUUGACAGCAAUGGUCUGUUCAUAUCAACCGUAUUCUCAAUACCGAUCUUAUUGAAUUGCAUGCUCAUGAUUGGUAACUGGCUCUACAAUUCAACUCAAUUAAUGUCGAAAUUAAAGGUGGCACAACUCAAGGAGCAGAGAAAAUCGCAACUGAAGGAAAAACUGAAAUAGUGACAAUAUUCAGAUGAUUGUGUUGUUGUAGUUUCUUCUUAAUUUUCUAGCCAUAAAGUGCCACUAUGCUAGGAUGAAACGGAAUUUAAAAAGAAGGAUUAUUGCAUUUUUUUUUAAUAUAUAUUUUUUUCAUUGUUUUUUCAAUGUAAACUCGACUGUCGAUUAUUUGUGCGAAGUUGUUUGUAUGCCGGUGUAAAUAUUUUUGCCAUUUUUUUUUAAAUAUGAUUUUGAUUUCGUACCAUA